CAUUGAGUUGUUGGAACUUAGAGAUGGCCGAAUUACUCUUGGAUCCCAACAUCAGAAUUUGGGUGGUAUUACCCAUAGUUUUUAUUACCUUUUUCGUUGGUAUUAUAAGACAUUAUGUUAGUUUAUUGCUUGCCAGUCAGAAAAAAGUUGAUUUGCAGAAAGUUGGUGAUAGUCAAGCUCUGAUGAGAAGUAGAUUGUUGAGAGAAAAUGGACGCUUUUUGCCAAGAAAGUCUUUCAUUAUGAGGAAACAUUACUUCAAUGAUGAGGAGACAGGAUUUUUCAAGACUCAGAAGAGAGAAGGUCCCCCUCAAAACCCAAUGACAGACCCAUCUAUGAUGACAGACAUGUUGAAAGGAAACCUAACCAAUAUCUUGCCAAUGAUUGUCAUUGGUGGAUGGAUCAACUGGACCUUUUCUGGCUUUGUCAUUACCAAGGUUCCAUUUCCUCUUACGUUGCGAUUCAAACCAAUGUUACAACGAGGAGUAGAGCUUGCAUCCCUUGAUGCUUCAUGGGUUUCAUCAGCCAGCUGGUACUUCUUGAAUGUCUUUGGUCUCAGGAGUGUCUAUUCACUCAUCUUGGGAGAAAAUAAUGCUGCAGAUCAAGCUCGUCUGAUGCAGCAGCAGAUGAAUCAGGGUAUGGCUAUGGCUCCAGACCCAACCAAAGCAUUUAAGGGGGAGUGGGAAGCUCUUGAAAUUGCUGAACAUCGCUGGGCCAUGCAGAACGUAGAAGAGGAGUUAAUAGGCAGGACACCCAUGCCAGAGGAUAUCUAUGUUAAAGAUAAAUAUAUUUGACCUGCAAAUAUGUUCAUAUUCUUUUUCAUUAUUUAAUAUACUGCACUGUAUACCUGCUCAGUGUUGGUGCUUUUUUGGGGGGGGCUGGGCUUUCUGCAUGAAUAAUGAUAGAUGAUUUGUGCACCGGCAUUGUAAUGAAUUUCGCUUACAACCCAUUUAAUCAUAUUGUUUAAUUCUUUUAGUAGACCCCGUUAUGGCUAAUGUGUUAAGACAUUAAACAGAUUUGUGUUUAUCCAUAAAUAUUCAGUACAAUUCAUAUGUAUACUACUACACACUGGCUUGUUGUUUCAUAAAGCUAAUCAUAAGUUACGAGCAACUUUACAAGUGACUCAUAAUCCUUUCUUGUGGUAAGUGAAAAUGAAGAUUUCUAUUGGCAAUGAUUUAGUUUCUAAGAAAGGUUCACCAGGAAUUCGUAAAGUUGCUUGUAACACCCAUCUGAUUCACAAUAGUGUUUGCAUUAUUAUGUUGAAACAAUUAUAUUGAAUUCAAUGUUCUUGAAUAUUUCUUGAAUGAUGAAAAAAUACUGUUUGUAAUGACAUUUCCAAAGAGUAAAUUUGAAGUUUGGGCUGCCUAUAAGAACUGACCAUGCCACACUGGAUACUAUUGUAGGUGCUUUAUGUAUUCCUGUAUUUCAUUUGACAUCAAGGCAUUACUAUACAGUAGAAAUAUUGCACAUGGAAUUCAUGAGAAAUAAUUAAAAUGAUCAUUUUUAGCAGUGAGCUUGUAUCGGGGGGGGGGGGGGUUCAUUAGGUUAUUAUGUGCUUUGACAAGGCACAUUACCUUGCAUCAGGAACAUUAUUGCUGAAGUGAUGAAAUGUGAGCCCAAAAUUGCACAAGACUGUUAGGCACAACUGUAUUUCAAAUACUUUUUGCUAAAUUGCUGUUUAUCUUACACUUUACACUGAGAAUAUGUGUGAUGAAUAGGACUGUUGAAGAAUAGGACAGUUGAAUAACAUCCACAUAUUCAAGUUUCAACACAAUUUGAAAUGAUUUAAAAACCCAAUGACCUGACAUAUACAUGUACCAGAUCUAUGUAGUGUCAUUUCAUAAGUCUCUUAAUGUUUCAUUGCUUGUUGUGUAAAAGGUACAAUAGACUUAUAAUGACACUCAAAGUAUAUUUGAUGAGAGGAAUAUCAUGUCAUUUGCUGAAAAUCUCUGGACAAGUAGACAAGACUGACUUUUUACAGCUCUUUAUAAAUAUUGAAGGAUAUCUGACUAUAAAAUGUGAUCUGUCUCGUCUCAUGGUGUUAUGUCUUUAAUAUUUUGUGUGAUAACUUUUAAGCACAGUGCAUUGGUGUCAUCAUAGUAAGUACAGUGAUCUGAUGACAAUUUAUUAUCCAUUUAGAUACAGUAGUCUCUGUGAUUGAAUAAAUUGCAUAUUUGAUACAAUUGAA
Molecule: messenger RNA, 2185 nt
Organism: Lytechinus variegatus (green sea urchin)
Lineage: Eukaryota; Metazoa; Echinodermata; Echinoidea; Temnopleuroida; Toxopneustidae
Gene: emc3
Product: ER membrane protein complex subunit 3-like
Exons: 7
Coding region: 24-791 (255 amino acids)
Biological process (GO): protein folding in endoplasmic reticulum
Cellular component (GO): EMC complex; membrane
Source: RefSeq, a predicted model, not a curated record